AGGCUUGUUGCUAGAAGAUGAAAUCUACACGCAUUCACAACAUCUGCUAUCGCUGACGUUUGCGAACAAAACAUUGAAGCGCGUUCAUUCUCAGGCACUGGGGGAAUACCAAUGUUCAGUUAACCUGGGAACGCGGCUCGACACCAGAGCGGCCACCAUGACAGCUAUCAUCACACCAGGUUUACCGGACACAGUGAUUGAGAAGAUCAGCCACGGACUGGCGGGGGACUGGCACAAGUUCGGCAUCCACAUUGGUUUCUCCAGUAUUCAGCUACAGAACCUUCAAGCCUCGUUUCAAACAAUGGGUCUGUGUUGUGCAGUUGCUCGGAUGCUAGACAAGUGGGGGAAAGUUGUUGUUCAAUACUGGAAGAUGGACAAAAGCAUGAGGUUCCUUGGCAGCAUCCUAAAUCAGAUUGAAAGAUGCGACAUCAUGGAGGACCUAAAUCUGGAAAAGACGGAUGGAAACACAUCCGAUUUGACUCUUGACGUGGAAAUAGUAAACAAGCUCAAAAGUAUCUGCCUUUGCCUGAAAUGGUCUUCAAAUAUUGAUGUUCGCCUGUUGAGUCGAGUCCAAAAAUGGAGAGAAGACUGUGAUCUCUUCUACGAGACAAGAGCAUACAAACAGGUUCGACGAAUCGUAGAUGAAAAAGGAAUUGUGAUCAUCAAGGGAAAGCAAGGGGACGGGAAGACAUUCCUUGCUGAACACCUUGUUUUACAUUAUCUUUCCCUUGGAUAUGAAGUGGCAACGGUUAACUCUCCUAAAGAGUGGAGACAGAGAUGGAACCCAACCAUCAGACAGAUCAUAUUCAUUGACGACGUAUUUGGAAAGACUCAAGCUUUUCCAAGUCUUGCCUUGGAACAAUGGGCUAUUCUUGGUCAGGAGAUGACAGAAUGCAUUAGACAGGGCUACACAAAGGUUAUUUCAACUGUUAGAGAUUAUAUUCACAAAGACUGUCAAGGAAUAGUUCGUGGAGUGGAGAUUUUCCGGAACAUUGUAGAUAUUUCAAGUGAUGAGUGGAAACUGACAUUUGAUGAGAAAUUUGGGAUGUUGGCAUUUUAUCUAAAGAACUUUGAUGUAAACAUUGACAAAAGCCAAAUGAAGGAAAUAGCACAGAAUGACUACAUCCAAGGAUUCCCCCUUCGAUGCAGAAUCUUUUUCUCAGACCAGCAGCUCAAGAAGCAAGGACUCGGCUUCUUUCUCGGGCAUUUGGCUGAUGUUCUGGUUGAUGAACUAAAUUACCUGAAGCAAACGGACAAAAUCAAAUAUUUUGCACUUGUGAUGCUGUUGUUUUGGGACGGUGUAAUUCCACAAGAAACUUUUAAAUCUGGCAAGGAACAGAGUGUGAGGACACGAAUUGUUAAAUUCCUCGGACUAAGGUCACCCGAACCAGUUGAAAGACUAUUUACUGUCCUGCGAUCCGAGCUUGGGCUUAAUGCUGAGGUUAUGGAUCUGUGCAAACUCCAUGAAGUCUUUCUUUCCUUGACUGGCACAUACGUCAUUCAGGUGGGAUCAACAUUUCGGUUUUUGCAUGAAUCAGUAGCAGAAGCCAUUGCCUUCACUUUUGGUAAUUCUUCAAAAUACCAAGAUUUCUACAUCUCAUACUGUUCUUUCCAGGAGUUUCAGCAACGCGUUCUGUUAUCGCCAAGUGACUGUCCUUUCAGAAACAACCCAUGUUCAGUAAAUGUGAAUGUUUCAUCUUACUCAACACUGGCUGAACGUCUUACGAUGGAGGUGGAAAGAGGACAUGCAUCAGAUUUGCUCAACAACUCCAGGUUCUUCAAAAAAGGGUUUCCUGAACACUGGAAGAAAUACCUCUCUGGACUUGAAUCUAAAACACUAAAGAGCAUCCUAGACCUGAAGGAUAAGCGAGGAAACAAUUUUGCUAGUCUUGUUGCAAGACAAGGUUGCGUGCCCUUGCUAGAAUUCGUGACAUCCACAACACCCAUACCAACUGUCAGUCAACUCAUGCUACAGGCGGCAUCAACAGGCAAAACAGAAGCCGUGGAAAUGUUGUUGACAGAAGGAGCAAAUAUUAACCAAAAGACAAGUCUUGGUCAAACCGCUUUGCUUCUAUCGUCAGUUGAAGGACAUAUUUCACUGGCCAACUUCCUUCUUGAGAAAGGUGCUGAUAUCAACAUCACAGACACUCAAGGGUGUUGUCCUCUACAUAGCGCGAGUGCUCACGGACAGCUUUCUAUUGUUCAACAGCUUCUUGAGAAAGGUGCAAACAUUAACUGCUGUGACUCGAUCGGUUCCACUGCGAUAUUUUACGCAUCCCUGAAAGGUCAUCUGGAAAUAGUGCAAACACUGAUUGAGCAUGGUGCUGACAUUACAAUGAGCAAUACGUUUGGAGGGCAACCGCUACUUGCAGCAUGUGUCAAUGGACACAUGUCUGUGGUACAGCUUGUGCUUGAUAAGAAACCAGAUUUGAACCAUAAGGAUUUCAAUGGCAAAACAUCCCUCCAUUGGGCGUCGCAGCGCGGGUUCACUGAAAUAGUGGAAACUCUUAUAAGCAAAGGAGCAGAGGUCAACCUCAAAGAUGAGAAAUGGCAAACGCCACUUCACUUAUCAGCCAUGAAGGGUCACACUCACAUCUGGCGUAUCCUUGCGGCUGCAGGAGCCAAUAUGUACAUCACUGACAGAGACGGAAAUACUCCAGUGGCACUGGCGAACAAGGAAUCGAAAAUACCAUUCUUAUUUGACUAAUCUGUGAAUGGUGUAUAUUACGUGUAAAUAAUCACGUUGUUGGAGAAAGGUUAUAUUUUUAUUGAAAAACCCAUCAUUCAACAGACACUGCCCACUGAUGUCUUCAAUGGAGUUGAUAACGAAAAGUGUCAUCUCUACUUUUAUGGAAUGAAUAAACAAUUUCUACUCCUGUC
Molecule: messenger RNA, 2880 nt
Organism: Haliotis rufescens (red abalone)
Lineage: Eukaryota; Metazoa; Mollusca; Gastropoda; Lepetellida; Haliotidae
Exons: 5
Coding region: 158-2707 (849 amino acids)
Biological process (GO): signal transduction
Molecular function (GO): protein binding
Source: RefSeq, a predicted model, not a curated record